Molecule: messenger RNA, 522 nt
Organism: Mycena indigotica
Lineage: Eukaryota; Fungi; Basidiomycota; Agaricomycetes; Agaricales; Mycenaceae
Product: Helicase ATP-binding domain-containing protein
Exons: 3
Coding region: 1-522 (173 amino acids)
Source: RefSeq, a predicted model, not a curated record
AUGGCCUGCGCCAUCUAUGGGAAUCCGAGAAUUCCGAGCGACGUGGACAUAGUGUGCAUGACGGACAAGCACACCCAAGCCGAGCUAAAGAGCGUCCUGGCUGCGCAGGACAGCAACUUCUACACCAUUCCCUCGCGGGACCCGACCGCGACUUAUCGGGUGCUCUGGUAUCGGCUGGGCUACCGCCAGUCCUGCAAAUCGCGCGUUGUGCGCGAGAAGCAGCGCAGCGACCUGCCGCUUAUGCCCUUCCUCCCGCUGCUGCUGCUGAAGCUCCAGGCCUGGCAGGACCACGGCGAGGCGAGCAAGACGUACCUGCAGCUGAAGCAGUACACCGACGUGCGCGACAUCGGCGAGAUGCUCGAGAUAGCGGGAUCCAAAUAUGCGGGUCUUGAUGUGGGAGGAGAAGACGGCAAGUGGCUGCCCGCGACGUUUGUGCGGGACGCGAAGCGUCGUGUGAGGCUCUAUGUCAGAAGCCACCCAGAGACCGCAGAACGUUGGGCAGAAUUGGGGUUCAGAGUUUAG